Messenger RNA from Rhodofomes roseus, 1618 nucleotides. RefSeq names its product snRNA-activating protein of 50kDa MW C terminal-domain-containing protein. Gene Ontology annotation, cellular component: snRNA-activating protein complex. Bases 231 to 1514 code for a protein of 427 amino acids. The transcript has 6 exons. The record is from RefSeq and is a predicted model, not a curated record. NCBI's taxonomy places the organism in Eukaryota, Fungi, Basidiomycota, Agaricomycetes, Polyporales, Fomitopsidaceae. Gene Ontology annotation, molecular function: RNA polymerase III type 3 promoter sequence-specific DNA binding; core promoter sequence-specific DNA binding; RNA polymerase II cis-regulatory region sequence-specific DNA binding. Gene Ontology annotation, biological process: snRNA transcription by RNA polymerase III; snRNA transcription by RNA polymerase II.
GCGCCGGCAGUCUUCGUCCUCGACGCUCAGCAGUCCUUGCGUCGACAAAUCGUCGAACAACGCAAGACUACAUCAAAAUUUUGGCAGAAGACUUUUCUCUGGACUCUCUUUGCUAUACUGUAUCUCUCAGGCGAAGCUGGAAACACUGUCUGUUCGCAAUCUCGACUUACUACGAAGAAUUUUCUCGCGAGCAGCAUUCUUCCCUACGACGUCUCAACGACCGGUCCAUCAUGUCUACGAGUCUUGGGCUGGGGCAGGCGCACGAGUCUCAUUUUGGUCCAACCUCUGAAUAUAUCGAUAUCGCGGCAUUCCUCGAUGCUACACGCGUCUUGCUUCCAAACGAAGCCUCUCGGGCUGAUUUGUCCGACGCGCAACUACCGCAAAGGAAUAACACCGAAAAAGCAUGGAAGUCCGUACCAUCUGCACAACAAGCAGCGGUGGCUGCUGAAUGCAGUUUGGACGACUUGAAAGGGUCCUUUCAUGACACGCUCACCAAUCCCAGGCUUAUGGCCCAUGUGUGGAGAAGUCAUCAGGCUACCGUGCAGUCGAUCUAUGAGUCUGCGGAGUCAUCGAACCGCAGGAAGAGAAGAAAGGUGGCCGUCCCAGAGCCCGGAGAUGAGCAAGCGGACGUGACCGCUCUGCGGCACAGCAUGGACAAUAGCAAGCUGAAGUGCUGGCCUCUCACAUCGCACGCCGCGUCUUUCAUCCGUCCACCGAAGCAUUCCGAUCGCAACACGCUGGAACGUGCCAAAUCAUUUGGCAUGGGCACUGAUAGUAGCAAGGUGCAUGAGGCACUGGUAUUUGUCACGAUAUACAAUAAGCUUUCUUGGGGCCACCGCCAGCUUCUCCGUUUGUCGCAGCAUGUCCUGCUGUCGUCACAGACUCUUGGUGACCUAUACAAUGUGAUUCCAUGUGAAUCCGACUACAAUAACCAGGACGCCGGAAAUGAGCCUAGCCAGGGCAGCGGAGAGGAGUCGACUCCGAAUAGCGCGGAUACCGCACGGGAGGGCCACUCGGGCGCUGUUAUGUGUAUUGACAAUACCUUAUAUGGCGACGGACGAGCUCCAGAAGAUUGCGCAGAGAAAGUGUUGGACUUGCUCACCACAUUGCCGAGCGAUAGGAAGGAACGCCCCGAUUUUGCGAAAGGCCAACCAAUGCACGAAACCACCUUCGCUUCUCUUACUCCCCGUCUCCACCAGCCCUAUUGGCUCCUGCACGCGGGGAACUGCGAACAUCACUUCGUUAUUGAACACAUACGGUUGCACCAUCCCGCGGACCCGCCGACGACUGCGUACCCACUCACCACGCAUCUGACGCCUCCCUUACUCGACCUCUGUCGCGCGUGCAACAAGGUCCCUGCUGUCCAUACCAUACUCGGUGACAUGAGAUUGGGCGAAAGCCCUUUCGUCAUCUGCGACGCUUGUUGGACAUGGAUGGGGGAGCCAACAGGCGCGGGCGCGGAAGAUGUAACGGUUGUCCCGCUGCCGAAAUACGAACGUGGCUGGGUAACAUAAAUACUAGUCCGUAGCUUGACGAAGUUUAAAGCGGUUCAUCAGUCUCCUGUACGAUGACGCGCUGUAAUCACUUUUGCUGAAGAUGCAAAUGCAUUUUCAUCCCC